AUGCCAGGUAUAUUCUGUUUUGUAAAGCGGUGUUAUGGGUCAGAAAAAAAACGAACAAUAAACCCUCUUGUUUUAAUAUCAAACAAUCAAAAUAUUUAUUUUAAUUUAUCAUUAGAAAAUUUUAUUCUAACUAAUUAUAAUGAGCUUUUAAAAUAUUUAAAUGUUAAUACUAUUGAAAAGUAUAAUCAACCAGUUUUAUUUUUAUGGAGGAAUAAUAAAUCAAUAAUAAUUGGAAAAAAUCAAAAUAUAUGGAGUGAAUGUGAUUUGGAUAAUAUUAAAAAAAAUAAUGUUUUAGUAGCUCGAAGAUUUACAGGGGGAGGUGCAGUUUAUCAUGAUUUAGGAAAUUUAUGUUUUACCUUUUUAAAUAAUAAUAUAAAUAAAAAUAAUAAUUAUAAUAUAAUAUUAAAUACUUUGAAAAAUCAUUUUAACAUUGAUGCAAAAUUACAUGGAAGAAAUGACAUAACAGUAAAUGAUAAAAAAUGUUCAGGAUCUGCAUUUAAAAAUAUUAAAGACGUUUUUUUACAUCAUGGGACAAUAUUAAUAGAUAUAGAAAAAAAUGUUUUAAAUAAAUAUUUAACGCCUAACAAAAUUAAAUACAUAAAACAUGGAGUAUCAAGUGUAAAUGCAAGGACUGUUAAUUUAAAAGAAAUAAAUAAUAAUAUAACACAUGAAAAUUUGUGUAUAGCUUUAAUUAAAGAAUUUCAAAAAUUUUAUAACAUAUCUGCAACGAGUUCUGACACAAUUUCUAAUUCUAUAGAUGGUAAAAAUGAUGAAAUAUUUGACCAAGUUUCUGAUAACUUAUCCAUAAAUAAUGUUAACCAACAAAAUAAUACUAACUUAAUUAAUAACAACGAUAUUAUAUCAAAUAAUUUAAAUGUUCAUUAUAUUGAUACAAAUCAAAAUAUCAUAAAAAAUCCACAAUUUUUAAAAUAUUAUAAUUUAUUAAAAGAUUGGGAUUGGUGUUAUGGUAAAACACCGAAAUUUCAAAAUACAUUUUGUAAACAAUUCAGUUUUGGACGAUUAGAAAUAUGUUUUGAUGUAAAAAAUGGUUUAAUAAAAGAUGGAAAUGUUUUUUCAGAUUCAUUAGAUAUUAAUUUAAUAGAUCAACUUAAACUUAUUUUUAAUAAUGAUAUUAAAUAUACCAAAGAAAGUAUAAAAGAUUUCUUAAAAAAUAUAAAAGUUGAAAAUAAAGAAUCAUUAGAAGAAAUAACAUCAUGGAUAUUAGAAGAACUCUAA
This is a messenger RNA of Plasmodium yoelii, 1236 nucleotides long. RefSeq names its product lipoate-protein ligase a. Gene Ontology annotation, molecular function: lipoate-protein ligase activity; lipoyltransferase activity. Gene Ontology annotation, biological process: protein lipoylation. The record is from RefSeq and is a predicted model, not a curated record. NCBI's taxonomy places the organism in Eukaryota, Apicomplexa, Aconoidasida, Haemosporida, Plasmodiidae. The coding region runs from base 1 to 1236 and encodes 411 amino acids. The transcript has a single exon. Gene Ontology annotation, cellular component: cytoplasm; mitochondrion.